CUCCUUGGCCUUGUAAAGAUCAAAUGGUCUGGGAUAGUGUUUGCUCCUGCUGAUUUGUGGUACUACGGGGAGAGGAACGGGCUCUUCCUCUUGAUGGCUCUGAUGGAUAAAAGCAAACACAGGGAGAAGAAAGUGCAGAUUGAGCCGCUUCUCGGCAAAGACAUCGCAAGUGAUUUGGCUCCACCGGAGCACGUGAUGAUCGUGGUGGGUGGGCAAGCGCCCAAGGCCAUCCGCAGCGUGGAGUGCUAUGAUUUUGAGGAGGAACGAUGGGAUCAGGUUGCUGAGCUUCCCUCCCGGAGAUGCCGAGCAGGCGUGGUGUUUAUGGCCGGCAACGUUUAUGCCGUCGGGGGCUUCAACGGCUCCCUGCGGGUGCGCACGGUGGACGUGUACGACGGCGUGAAGGACCAGUGGACGUCCAUCGCCAGCAUGCAGGAGCGGCGCA
Molecule: messenger RNA, 442 nt
Organism: Tinamus guttatus (white-throated tinamou)
Lineage: Eukaryota; Metazoa; Chordata; Aves; Tinamiformes; Tinamidae
Source: RefSeq, a predicted model, not a curated record